GGUAACACAAGUCGAAAAUCUCAUUGUGGUGAAACAUACAUUGCAGAGCAUGAUGGGGAAUCUAGAGAGAGACAGAAACAAACUCAUUGCAUGGGCAAUGUUACUCUACCUGGGCUUACGGGUUUGCUGCCAGCAGUGCGGUGGGCCGUGUCAGUGUACCUCUGUACCAGUGUGUCCAGAGAGGGUUCCUCUCAUUCUGGAUGGGUGUCAGUGCUGUAGUAUGUGUGCCCGGCAGCAGGGUGAGGCCUGCACUGAACGAUUUCUGUGUGACAUUCAGAGGGGUCUGCAAUGUGACUACAGCGCCAGCUUCCCCGAUGACCCAGGAGAGUGUGUCAGUCAAAAGGAACUGGGAUGUGAGCACAAUGGAGUCUUUUAUCAGGAGGGGCAAGUAUUUCAGCCGUCUUGUGCCCUCCAAUGUCGCUGUUCAGGUGGAGGGGUGGCCUGCGUGCCCCAGUGCCGAGAGGACGUUCUUCUGCCCACCCCAGACUGCCCUCACCCACGGAGGGUUCAGCCACCCGGAAAAUGCUGUAAAGAGUGGGUGUGUGAAAAUAUGGACAACACUGUGCUUGAGGAUGCUCUCAUAGCAACAGCUUCCAGAACAGAACAGUCGGUGCCUGCAAACUUUGGUGCAUUUCAAACCAGGCCGAGCUCAAACUGUGUAGACCGUAGUUCAGAAUGGAGUGCUUGUUCACAAACCUGUGGGCCUGGGAUAUCAACACGGGUGUCCAAUCAAAACCCAGCCUGCCGCCUUGAGAUGCAGAUACGCUUGUGUACGAUCCGACCCUGUCCGUCUGUUCUCCACAGAACCCCACAGGGGUCAAGACGGAAAUGUCAGCCCAGUUACCGGUCAGCGAGACCUCUGCUGCUUUUCCAUCAGGGCUGUUACAGUACACGGUUUUACAGGCCCCAUUAUUGCGGCCUGUGUACAGACAACCGUUGUUGCACUCCGCACCACACUGGCACCAUGACGGUCACUUUCCGCUGCCCUGGGGGCAGAAUGUUCAAUCAAGCUGUCAUGACCAUCAACUCCUGCAGGUGCCAUUACAACUGCCCUUCUUCAGCUAUAGGAACAUAUAGAGGAACAUCUUUCUGGGGUUAGACAUUUCCCACAUAUGAGCCCUGUGUCUUUGGGUCUAGGAGAUAGUAGAUGUGCUGGGCUUACAUGUCUUAACUUAUUGAAAGAUAUCAUUUGAGAAAUAUAUAUUUUUGCUCAAUAUGAAGUAACAUAAAGCAAUUUUACAUAACAUCAAGGUGCAUUUAAGGGUGCAUUAAAAGCAAAACUCCAUGGUCUUAAACAAAUUUGACUAGCGAGGAAUUGGUUAUGUGUGAUGUGACAUUUAGCCUGUUGGCACAUUUAUCUGUAUUACGCUUGUAUUUGGACCCGCACUAGUCUUGGUGUUUACCAAUGUAAUGCAAAUAUUUAUUGUACAUAUUUGUAGAUACUUUUAUUUUAGUAUGAGAUGUAUUUUUUAAUACUUUGGAUUAAGGAAUCUAAAAUGCUACAAAUUUGUUUGGGAAUUUGGUUCAGGUUGCAUCACAGAAUUUACCACAUCACAAGUCAAAAAUGUAAAUCUGGUCAGACUGUAAAUAAACAACCAUAAACCCACGUCAACCCCUUUUAAAUAAUAAAGAUUUUAUUGCUUUGUAUGUUUUCCUUAAUCUUUCUGUAUGUGUUCUUUACUUGCAGCUGUACAAUUAUGUGUUAUGUACAGUAUUCGAAAGUUUAGGAUCAUUUGACUGAAAUGUUUUUUUGUGAUAUCAAUCAUUUUCUGUGAAAAAUC
Messenger RNA from Triplophysa rosa, 1781 nucleotides. It is a transcript of the gene ccn5, whose product is annotated as cellular communication network factor 5. Gene Ontology annotation, cellular component: extracellular matrix; extracellular region. Gene Ontology annotation, molecular function: integrin binding; heparin binding. Gene Ontology annotation, biological process: signal transduction; cell adhesion. The transcript is spliced from 5 exons. Bases 50 to 1099 code for a protein of 349 amino acids. The record is from RefSeq and is a predicted model, not a curated record. Lineage: Eukaryota; Metazoa; Chordata; Actinopteri; Cypriniformes; Nemacheilidae.